AUGAAGUGUAGUAAACUGCAACAACUUCAGAUAAAUUUCGUAACAUGUGGACCGCAUUUCAGUAUUGAGUUUUUGAGGUGACGUUAACUUUGCAAGAAUCAAGGCUCAGAAUCAGAGGAAAGUUCUCCAUAUAUUCCAAGGAAAAGUUCUGUAAGGUUAGGCCACGCGUCAUACAGAAUCGGUGCGCGUGCCGCAAGAGAUGCAACACAUCAACAGAUAAGUGAAGAAUUUUGUCAUGACGAAGAUUUGGGAAUUAUUUACAAUGGCAUGGAAACUGGCAAGUUUAGUUUUGGCUGUGAACUUUCUUGUUGUGGUGUCUCAAGAUUAUGAAAUAAAAGAAUGUAUUACCGACCGAGAAUUAAAAACAGUCGAUGUCAAAUGCCCUGAUAAUACCAGAAUAAGAUUAGAUGAAACAAUUUAUGGUAUUAGUAAAUGGGUUUCAAGUACAGAGUGUUCCCUAGCAGUUGGUGAUUGCAGUGAAAAAAUAGAUUUGUUCAACUCUUGUGACGGGAAAAACGAAUGUUCUGUCAUAUUGACAAAGACUUAUUCAGCUAAAUGUGGAGGUUAUGCUACGUUCUUGAGAGUUUUAUACGAUUGUCAACCAGAACUAAAUACAGUUACAGCUACUGAAGUGGUAACCAGAACGAAUUCAGAGACAAAUAAUAACAAAUUAUGGUCACCACCAAUAGCUAUCAGAGAUGACACACCAAGCCUUACUCCCGAUAACGAAACAUCAGCUGAUGAAAUUGGAUUGAUAGCUGGAUGUGUUGUUGCAGUCAUAAUCACUGUCUUAAUGCUGUUAUUUGCUAUUUAUUUAGUUGUUAAACGACUAUGCAGACCACCACAAGAUGAGGAAAUAAAUCAGGAAAAUGUAAUUCACCAAAAACCGGACAUAGUUAUAUAUGACCUAGUUUGUUGUUGUUUACCAAGACCAGAACCUGAGAAACCAAGGCCAGUAGCUGACCAAAAUCAAAACAUUCAAAAUUCUGCACAGUUGCGAAUUUCGGAUCGACCGGUUCCAAUAGGAGAAGUAACAGCCGUAACUGUUAACGAAUUUAACCAACCAAAUCCACCCAUUGUAUCUAAUGAAUCAUCUCGGCAUCAGACAAGUGCUCAGAGUGCCAAUGAGUCCAGACAAUCAAAUACAAGUGCAAUGGCCGGAAACUCUGCUGUCGGCCUCCCAAACACAAGGACAACAUCUGCAUGUUAGCGUAUAUGCCUACUAUAGUGUGAAAAAAAUAUUCAUUUGACUUCAUGCAUAUUACAUACCAAAGUUCAACAUAUUGAUAGACAGUUUAUAAACAGAUAAAUACAACUUCCGACUCUAAAUCUAUCAUUAUUGUAUUUAAAAAAAAACUUUAUUUGACAGUGAUGAAUUGAUGAAGUUCGAGGGCCACGAUUAUUUGGUGCAUUAAUACAUGCAUAGUGAAUAUUGGGAAUAUAAAUUACAAUGUGUUUGUUUGGUGUACCAAUCAUCAACUGCUAUAAGAUUUAAAAACAAUGAAUGGUAAUAUUUCUGGUGUUCUGUUGAAAGUGCUAUAUACCAUAAACAACCUUUUGUCAUUAUUCAUCUAUUUAAUUACAUAUGUUUAUAAUAAUAUAUUAUCAUUAAUUAUGUAUAUAUACAAAUAUCUAUAUUUAUAUUGUAAAUAAUGAUUUCUGCUUCUGCAUCAAAUGUAGAAGUCCAUUUAUAUUGUCAGUAUUCGUAAGAGUGAAUGUGAGAAAGAAUAAAGACAGUGUACUG
This is a messenger RNA of Lottia gigantea (owl limpet), 1744 nucleotides long. RefSeq lists its product as hypothetical. NCBI's taxonomy places the organism in Eukaryota, Metazoa, Mollusca, Gastropoda, Lottiidae. The record is from RefSeq and is a predicted model, not a curated record. The coding region runs from base 236 to 1210 and encodes 324 amino acids. The transcript is spliced from 5 exons.